AUGGCGACGGAACACAAGCGCUAAUUCAGUGGCGGAUCUUCCAGCUGCAGUCGGUGAAUUAGUUUGUCAUUUACACCGUAAGAUGGAGAUUUGUAGCGACGAUACAACCCAGCCAUACUCUUAAGGUUGCAAGCACUGAGUGGUUUUAUCCGUUUAAGUUCGUGCAGAGACUCCUGAAGGAUAAGUGCAACUUCACACAGCCAUGGCAGAGGAACGUCGGCAGAAGCAGUGCUCAGUCGUCCUUCCAACAGAGUCGAUGAAGGCCAUGGCAGAGUCUGUGGGAGUGGGGCAGCUACAGGAGGAGAGCUGCGUAGCCCUCAGUGAAGAGGUCAGCUAUCGAAUAAAAGAGAUUGCACAGGAUGCCUUGAAAUUUAUGCAUCAUGGAAAGAGACGAAAAUUAACCACGAACGACAUAGAUAAUGCUCUCAAGCUGAAAAACGUGGAGCCUCUUUAUGGCUUCCAGUCCCAAGAGUUUAUCCCCUUUCGCUUUGCGAGUGGCGGUGGAAGAGAGCUUCAUUUCUACGAGGAAAAGGAAGUCGAUCUCAGCGACAUAAUAAACACACCGCUGCCCAGAGUUCCACUAGAUGUGUCUCUUAAAGCUCACUGGUUAAGUAUUGAAGGAGUGCAGCCUUCUAUUCCUGAAAAUCCUCCUCCAGUACCAAAAGAGCAACAAAAAGCUGAAUCUACAGAGCCCCUCAAAGUGGUUAAACCUGGUCAGGAGGAGGAAGGUACACCUCAAGGAAAGACUCAGGGCACAACGCCCCCUGAUAACAAAGGAAAAGAAAAGGGCCUGAUAAGGUUGAAACCUCGCAGCACUCACGAGCUGUCUGUCGAACAGCAGCUCUACUAUAAAGAGAUCACAGAAGCUUGUGUCGGCUCCUGCGAAGCCAAGAGAGCGGAAGCCUUGCAGAGUAUCGCUACAGAUCCUGGACUGUAUCAAAUGCUGCCAAGAUUCAGCACAUUUAUUUCCGAAGGGGUUCGUGUAAAUGUGGUGCAAAACAACUUAGCUCUGCUGAUUUAUCUGAUGCGGAUGGUAAAAGCUCUAAUGGACAACCCAACUUUGUACUUGGAGAAAUACCUGCAUGAGCUCAUCCCAGCAGUGGUCACCUGCAUAGUGAGUAAGCAGCUGUGUUUACGACCAGAUGUUGACAACCACUGGGCUUUACGAGACUUUGCUGCUCGCCUGAUGGCCCAAAGUUGUAAAACUUUCAGCACGACAACCAACAACAUCCAGUCCCGGAUCACCAAGACCUUCACCAAGAGUUGGUUGGACGAUAAAACUCAGUGGACGACACGUUACGGCUGCAUCGCUGGACUUGCAGAACUGGGACCAGAUGUAAUUAAGACAUUGAUCCUUCCCCGGCUUGCUGUAGAGGGUGCUCGCAUCAAAGCGGUGAUGGAAGGACCUGUUGUCUCCAACAUCGAUAAGAUAGGAGCUGACCACGUUCAAAGCCUCCUGCUGAAACACUGUGCCAGUGUCAUUGCUAAGAUCCGACCUCAGGGGGACAACGUGGAGCAGUAUCGGGCAGACUAUGGCUACCUCGGACCGAUGCUGUGCUCUCAUGUAAUGAAGGCCCGGACUCAAGCGGCAUUGCAGGCUCAACAAGUCAACAGGACCACGUUAACAAUCACACAGCCUCGUCCCACCCUGUCAGUCUCUCAAAGCGGGCUGAGCGGGUCGACAGGUCCUCGCACUCCCAGCAUCAUCAAGGUACCAAGCUCCCUCACCCUGAUGUCCCCUCGGCCCGGAACUCCAUCGCAGCCAUCUCCUCCAGCAACAAAGUACAUCGUCAUGGCAACCAGCGCCGGAGCUGCCUCCACCCAGCAGGUGAUCACCAUCAGCUCUUCGCAGUCGGCCUCGCCAGUCACCAGUACAGUUCCCAGCGCGACUUCCACCCUGCAGCCUCUGGUCAAGCUGGACUCUGGCAGUGGCCCCGGACUGACUAGUUCCAGACCUCUGCAGAAGUACAUAGUCGUAUCUUUGCCUUCAUCUGCCUCAUCCUCUUUGGAGCCCAAGAGCUCGGUGCUGCCCACCUCAAUCUCCUCCACCUCACUGGACACGGGGAUGAAGCUAGACCGGUCCGAGUCUCCGGGAGCGAGCACGCAGUCGCCACACUGAGACCACUUGUGUGUUGUAGUGGAGAUUCUUGCCAUGUUGGAGCAGCUGAACACACCAGGACGGUUGUUUGGGCUGAACUUGAAAGGGUUAACUCUGGGGCGACAUGAAGGGGAGGAAGAGAACUCUUGACUGAUGAAGAGUAAAAUAUGACCAGACAUUGUAAAUAUAUCAGUGCCCAACAGAAAAAAAAACACCCAA
Molecule: messenger RNA, 2317 nt
Organism: Salarias fasciatus (jewelled blenny)
Lineage: Eukaryota; Metazoa; Chordata; Actinopteri; Blenniiformes; Blenniidae
Gene: taf6
Product: TAF6 RNA polymerase II, TATA box binding protein (TBP)-associated factor
Exons: 15
Coding region: 203-2119 (638 amino acids)
Biological process (GO): RNA polymerase II preinitiation complex assembly; transcription initiation at RNA polymerase II promoter
Cellular component (GO): transcription factor TFIID complex; SAGA complex; SLIK (SAGA-like) complex
Molecular function (GO): protein heterodimerization activity; transcription coactivator activity; RNA polymerase II general transcription initiation factor activity
Source: RefSeq, a predicted model, not a curated record